Cutaneotrichosporon cavernicola is the source of this 1752-nucleotide messenger RNA. RefSeq lists its product as uncharacterized. Gene Ontology annotation, cellular component: membrane. Gene Ontology annotation, molecular function: L-amino acid transmembrane transporter activity. Lineage: Eukaryota; Fungi; Basidiomycota; Tremellomycetes; Trichosporonales; Trichosporonaceae. Bases 1 to 1752 code for a protein of 583 amino acids. The record is from RefSeq and is a predicted model, not a curated record. The transcript is spliced from 8 exons. Gene Ontology annotation, biological process: amino acid transmembrane transport.
AUGGUAUCCUCGACCUCCUCGCUCCCCUCCCGCGUCCUCUCUCCCUCGAGCAGCGCGUCUAGUCCCAGCUUACGCGCCCUCGAGCUCGAACAAGGUCCCGUGAGCGGCACAUCGCUCGAGCGCACCAACACAAUCUCCACGCUCGGCGGGUUCGAGUUUGAGCAUGCGCUGUUACCGCUCAGCCUGUCGGGCGAGGAACAACAACAGGCCGAGCACAAGCAUGUCGGGUUAUUGCAGGGCAUGGCGCUCGUAGUGGGGAUGCAGGUCGGGUCUGGUAUCUUCGCAUCGCCCGGCGUCGUCGUCGACUCGGUCGGAAGCGUUGGUGCCAGCUUGAUCGUAUGGCUCCUCUCGGGAUUACUGGCAUGGACAGGGGCGACGUCCUUUGCUGAGCUUGGGUGCGCCAUUCCAUUAAGCGGCGGCGCACAAGCUUACCUAGCCUACUCGUUCGGGCCACUUCUCUCGUACCUCUUUACUUGGUCUGCGGUAACGACGCUCAAACCGGGUGGUGCGGCUAUUAUCGCCCUCAUCUUUGGUGAGUAUGUCAAUCGCAUGGUAUACCAGGCCAUCACUGGGUCCACCGAGGCCGUGGUGCCAGAAUGGACCUUCAAAGUGACGGGAACCCUCGCCGUCCUCGUCGUCACGGCAUUGAACCUGAUAUCUCCAAAGGCGGGAACACAUUCGGCCGUCGUCCUGACAGGCAUCAAGAUCGGGAGCCUGAUCUUCGUCGGCGUCCUCGGCCUCCUCUACCUCAUCCGCAAUGGGCCAGGCGAGUCCUUUGCCAAAGGAUCAGUCUUCAAGGGAUCGAGCAAGAACCCAAGCGACUACGCUAUCGCGCUAUAUUCUGGCCUGUGGGCAUUCGACGGGUGGGACCAGUGCUCGUUUGUCGGCGGCGAGAUGACAAACCCUAACCGCGACCUUCCACGCGCCCUGCACAGCAGCAUGACCAUCGUGCUAAUCCUCUUCCUGUCCGCCAACGUGAGCUACUUCAUCGCCCUUCCACCAAGCGUGGUGGCGAGCUCCAACACAGUCGCGCUCGACUUUGGACGCGCCACAAUCGGCAAACUCGGCGGACUUGUGUUCUCCACUCUCGUCGCGAUCAGUUGCUUCGGCGCACUCAACGGCGGAUGCUACACCACGGCACGCCUCAUCUAUGCCGCGGCACGCGACCACUUCCUCCCCUCCAUAUUUGCGCGCCUCGACUCGAAGAGACGCACGCCCGACUUCGCCUUGUCCCUCAACGCCGCGCUCACCGUCUUCUUUAUUGUCUUUGGCGGCGGGUUCAGGAAACUCAUCAACUUCUUCUCCGUGACGUCGUGGACAUGGUACCUCGUCACUGUCGUCGGGCUUCUUUACCUCCGCAUCAAGGAGCCGCACCUCGAGCGGCCGUACAAGGCAUGGAUCACGACGCCAGUCAUCUUCUGCAUGAUCGCAAUGUUCCUCCUUCUCAUGCCCAUCUUCGCUGCGCCAUGGGAAGGUCUCGCAGCCUUUGUGUUCAUGGCCGCCGGCGUGCCGAUGUACUACCUCACCGCGCGUUCCCGUUCCCAGCAAGCACGGGGUUAUAGUCGCGUGGAGGGCAACGAAGAAGCAGCAGGCGGCAUCGGUGCGACACUACGCGACGCCCACGCCGCCUUCAUGGACGACGUGGCUCGUCUCCUCCCUCGGCGCUGGGCACAGCGCCUUGGGCCGACAGCCCCACCAGACAGAGAGGAGCGGCAGCGGAUGCUCGACCGUGUCGAGAUGGCAGAACUCUAG